Molecule: messenger RNA, 1416 nt
Organism: Microsporum canis CBS 113480
Lineage: Eukaryota; Fungi; Ascomycota; Eurotiomycetes; Onygenales; Arthrodermataceae
Product: ribonucleoprotein
Exons: 3
Coding region: 1-1416 (471 amino acids)
Molecular function (GO): RNA binding
Source: RefSeq, a predicted model, not a curated record
AUGAAGGCUCCAAAGGCUAAAACUGUGGCGAAGGAUGAGAAAGUCCUCACCAAGGUGAAGGACAGUGGUGUGAAGAAGUCUACGGUAAAGACAAAGGAGGCUGCUAAGAAGGCCGUUGUUAACAAGGUCAAGAAGAGCAAGAAGGCUCCUACCCCUUCUGAAAGCUCCGAUUCUGAGAGUGAGGAGAGCCGUGAGAGCUCUGAGAGUGAGGAGGAGAGUGAAGAUAGCGAGGAGGAGACCGCUCCUGUGAAGAAUGGCGCCACUGCUUCUUCUGACUCCUCAUCCGAAUCUUCAGAGUCCGAGGAUGAGAAGCCAGUUAAGAAUGGCGCAAAGGUUGCCAACGGAAAGAAGGAGGACAAUGAUAGCGAGAGUGACGACGAGGACAGUGACGAUUCUGACAGCUCUGACGAUGAGGUAAAGGAGGCCCCCAAGGAGGCUAAGAACAUCAAGGCCGAGGGUGAGGACUCUGAUGACUCGGAUGAGUCUGAAGAUUCUGAAGAAUCCGACUCUGACGAGCCUGCCAAGGCAGAGAAGGACGACAACGAUGACGACGAUGACGACGAGGAAGACUCUGACGAUUCUGACUCCAGCGAAGAGGAGGAAGCUGAGAAGCCACAACAGAAGAAGCGCAAGGCCGAAGAAGAACCCGAGCCUGCCGCUAAGAAGGCCAAGGUUAACCUUCCUGAUGGCGCUUCCGCCAACCUCUUUGCCGGUAAUCUCUCCUGGAACGUCGAUGAGGAGUGGCUCCGCUCCGAGUUCGAGGAGUUCGGUGAGCUCGUAGGCGCCCGCAUCGUCACUGACCGUGAAUCCGGUCGAUCCAGAGGAUUUGGCUACGUUGAGUUCGCCAACGUCGAGGACGCCGUCAAGGCCCAUGCUGCUAAGAAGGAUGCUGAGCUCGACGGCCGCAAGCUGAACCUCGAUUUCGCCAACGCCCGCACCAACGCUGGUGGAAACCCACGCGAGCGUGCCGACAGCCGUGCCAAAUCUUUCGGCGACCAGACCAGCCCUGAGAGCGACACCCUCUUCCUCGGAAACCUCCCCUUCUCUGCCGACGAGAACGCGGUCCAGGAACUCUUCUCCAAGCACGGAUCUAUCUUGGGCAUCCGUCUCCCAACCGACCCUGACUCAGGCCGUCCCAAGGGCUUCGGCUACGUCCAGUUCUCUUCCGUCGACGAAGCUCGCGCUGCCCUGGAGGCUGAAUACGGUGCUGACCUUGGUGGCCGUGCCAUCCGUAUCGACUUCAGCACUCCCAGACAGCCCGGUUCCGGCGGCGAUCGUGGCGGCCGCGGUGGUGGUCGUGGAGGUCGUGGCGGCCGUGGCGGACGUGGUGGCUUCGGUGACCGCGGUGGCCGUGGAGGCGGUCGUGGAGGCCGUGGCGGUGCUCCCUCCUUCGCCGGCAAGAAGACUACUUUCUAG